AUGAUGACCACGGAAGAGAAAAGUCUCAGUUCAACGGUUUAUCAAUCUUUGUUAGCAACAAGUCCUUCAGUUCGAAACCCCGCAACCCCGCCAAUGACACUGACACUGAGUUCGGGCUUUUGUCUCGAGCAACUCCUACCCCAAACAGGCUUGGAGAACGCUUCUCAUCAUCAGCUGACUGAACUUAAAGCUGCUGACAAGCUCAUGGGCACUGUAUUUGCUGUACGUUCAGGAGGGGUGACAGGAGUGAUUGUUCAAGGACCGACAGAACAAACUACAAGAAGUUUCAGAAUGGAAGACAAAGGACCUGUCAUCUCUAUAAAAUUUUCCCCAGAUCAACAAGUUCUUGCUUUGCAGCGAACAAAGACUUCUGUGGAAUUUGUAAAUUUCUUGGGAGAAAUGGAAUCUUUUGAAUAUUCUCAAAGCUGUAAGGGAAAGAACACUGUGAUUUUAGGUUUUGUCUGGACUCAUUCUAAUGAAAUUGUUUUUGUAACUGAUCAUGGGAUAGAACUCUACCAGGUGCAACCAGAGAAGCAUUCACUUAAAGCUCUCAAGUCAUACAGUAUGAGUGUAAAUUGGUUUGUGUUCUGCCCACAGAGUAAUUUAAUGUUACUCUCCACAAGUACAUUGGGCAACCAAAUGCAACCCAUGUUUUUUCGACAAGGAACAUAUUCAAAAUUAAACAAAUUAGAGAUUGAUUUGCCAGUUGUACCUAAACCAGCAAAACUCUGUUUGUUGGAAAGAGACGUAACUCUUGCAGUUUUAUAUGGCCAACCAUGCAUAGUGGUUUUAAGGCAUCAGCCAAGAGGAGUUGGCAAUACUGGUGCUGAAGUUGUUGUUUAUACAAUACUUAAAAUGUCAACAGUAAAAAAAAGUCAUAUCCUACGACUUGAUAUGAGUGGCCGUUUUGCUAUAAACGUUGUGGAUAAUCUCAUAAUUGUACACCAUCAAGCAUCUAAGACCUCCAUGUUGUUUGAUAUAAAUUUACCUGGAGAAUCAGAUGGCUUUGUUACGUACCAUCAACCCGUAGCUCCUGCACAGCCAAUUAAACCUUUUAGUCUGCGUUUACCUAUUGCAACUGCCAGUCAAGUUCUCAGCGAACCAGCUCAGCUCAAAUAUGCAAAACUGGGAUGUCUGUGGUAUGUUGAAUUAAGAUUGCAACCUAUGGUUCUUCAAAACAUCCUUGAACCAACUGAAAAAAAUCGUGGUUACUUGGUGGUCAUAUCAGAGUUGUUUGAUCACCUGAAUGAUGUUUACCGAAGCUUUCUUGAAGUGGAAAUGCAAAGCCAAAUGGGGAUGCCUGCAUCAUCUGGACUGAGUGUGUCUCCAGCAAAACCAACUGUUCCAGUCGCUCCUAAAGCUUCAGUUGUGAUCGAUCAAGCAGACCUGUAUACACAUGUUUUUUCUCAUUUUGCUGAUUACAAAGAUGAAGAAAACAAUGGCGGAGGCAAAUUUAUUGUGUGGAUUCUUCUGGAAUAUAUUCGAUCACUCACAGAUUACCAUAUCCCAGUGCAGCAUUAUUUACAUGAAUUAGUUAUUAAUUCUCUUGUGCAUUAUAAAGCAUAUUAUCAGCUACAUCAAUUACUACAAUAUCAUGUUGUAUCUGAUUCCAAACCUCUGGCUUGCUUAUUACUCUCUUUGGAGAAUUUGUAUCCUGCUGCUCAUCAACUUGCCCUUGAUAUGUUACGAAGACUGUCUACUGCUAAUGAGGAAAUAAUUGAAGUCUUACUUUCCAAGCAACAAAUUCUUCCUGCCCUGCGGUUUGUCAGAUCAACAGGAUCUGUUGAUCAAGUGUCUGCUAGAAAAUUCUUGGAGGCAGCUAAGGCAACUGAAGAUCCCACCAUAUUUUAUUCUGUAUAUCGGUUUUUUGAACAGAGAAACCAGAGGCUGAAAGGUGACCCAGCAUUUUCAAAAGGUGAACAUUGUGAGGCAUAUAUUCAGCACUUUCAAGAAUUGUUUUGUGAUGCAAAUUCAAACACUUAGAAGUUUUAUUAUGUAAAAAAUGAAAAUAUAAUGACAAAAACUGUUUCUGUGUUUUUUUCAAACUGCCUGUUGACAUAGCAGGCAAAACUCACUUCUUUUUAUCUUGUAAUGAAAAGGCCGUCAAUAUAUUUAUUUUAUUCCUGCAUUACAAAAGAUGUAGAAAGAAGAUCAAUACUGUAUUUUGCAUUCACUUAAUUGUAAUGCUCUACUGCUGUUUCUUUAAAAAAUCUUCAUGAAAUUUUUGUAAGAUUUGUAGCAUUGCCUUCAGUUUUGCAGAUGGGAGAAGAAGUGUUGUCCUAAAAAAGAAGAUAUAUUUAUUUAUAGAUUUUGGUUUGUUUUAAAUACUUAUUAGUUACAUAUUACCCUAAACUGAAGCAUUGUUUCAAAAACAUUAUAUCUAAGUUGUAUUAUUUGUAAAGAUUGUAAAUGUUUUAUAAUCUAAAUGUGGUAAAAUGUAUGUCAUGAAGAUAUAACCACUCAAGCUCAUUAAUUUUUGCAAAAUCUGAUAUAUAUUAUAUUUAAACUACAUAUGUGAUAUGUAAAAUAUUCAAUACAUUAUUACUGUUAUCUGAAUAUUUCACAAUA
Molecule: messenger RNA, 2568 nt
Organism: Gryllus bimaculatus (two-spotted cricket)
Lineage: Eukaryota; Metazoa; Arthropoda; Insecta; Orthoptera; Gryllidae
Source: the annotation of a GenBank genome assembly